UAGGCGUGGUCACGUUUGUAUUUCCUAAUAAUGACUUCCUGCUUUGUUAGGCUGCCUCCUGACAGACUUGUAUCGUGCUUCCUUGCAUACAAUCACAGUGGGGUUUGUAAAGAUGAGCCGCUGGGACCCGGCCGUGGUGGUCCCUGUGUGUGGGACGGGGGUCCUCGUGACCUCUGUGGCGCUGGAAGUGUUGUAUGUCCUCCUGUCCAAUCCGAGCGCCGCUCAGCUCCCUCUGCUGCUCUUCGCCUCCUAUCUCCUCUUCAAUGUGCUGGGGAACAUGCUGAAGUUUGUCCAGACCAAUUCCACCAUCGCAGGGGUCUUCCUAGAGCAUGACAAUGUGGGCCAAGGAUGGCUAUACUGCUAUACCUGCCAGACACACAUUCCCCCGAGAUGUCAUCACUGCUAUACCUGCAAUGUGUGUGUCCUUCGGCGUGAUCACCAUUGUACAUUACUUGGAAAGUGUGUUGGCUUCUCCAGCUAUAGAUAUUUCCUCUGUACUCUGUUCCAUGGGUGGUUGGCACUACUUCUUGCCACCAUACUUAAUGCGGAUAUAUUUAUAGGUCUUCUUCAUGAGGGAUUAAGCAUCCACAGCUUCCUUCUCCUUUUUAUGCCUUGGAUGAUGUUGGUUUUGGGUCAAGUCAAAGCGUCCACCUUUAUAUUUGCCUUUGUGGCUGACACUUGUAUUGUGGGAUUCCUAUUCUGCUUUGCAUUCCUUACUUUUCACCUCAUUCUUCUAAGCCGUGGAACUACUACGAAAGAGUGGUUUGGUGGUCACGCAACAGAAUAUGAUAAUGGCUGGAAGAAAAAUGUUAAGAACUUCUUAGGAGAGCGAUGGUACCUUGUAUGGUUAUCACCUUGGAUACAAUCAAGAUUGCCUGGAGAUGGUAUCAAUUUUGAACUUGGGCAUCUCUCUACUACUGUACCAACCACGAAGUCCACCCAAUAGCUUGUGUGAAGUAUUUGUGAACCCCCAGCUCUGCCAUCGUUGGGUAAAAGACCAAGUGUGCACCAGAAGAACUGCUGAACGUCAUUUAAUACCUGGAUGUGUAGAGGAACAUGUUUGUACUGUGAUGCAUGUACAGCUGGCUGUAAAUGAUUAUUUGAUGCCUUUUAGUAAGAUGGUAUUGUCAGAGCCUACAUACCCUCUCUCGGAAAAUAAUGAUGUUAAUGCCAGAUGACCUCUGUCAUCUCAAAAUUAACCUUUAAAAUCUUCAAGGCCUUUUAUAAAAAAUGUGCUUACAUCGGUUUCCAGGACCAUACUUCCAUUUGUUCAAUCAGUCCCUAGACCUGAGAUGAUCUCACCCAAUCUUAUUGAUUAUAUUGGGAAUUACCAUAUUUCUAUGGGUACUACAGGGGGCUGAGGCAAAGAGGCAGCUUCCUUUUAAAAUUAUUGGCCACAAUUUUUUUUUUUUUUUUUCCCUCCAUUAUUUUUAAAGACUAUUCAUAGGUAGUCAGGUUGAAAAAAGACACAAGUCCAUCGAGUUCAACCAUAAGAACCAUUCAUGUAAUAUAAGGUUAAUUACACAUUAUCACAAUAUUCUAUGCCAGAUUAGAAUCAGGAUAACGUCUAUCAUUUAUUUUUAUUUUUUGGAGAAGUGACACCAGUAGAUGGGUGUUGCUUAUGGUGCCAAAAGAUAUGUGCCUGAAGGCUCCAGUGGUGAAAAUCCAGCCCUGACAAAUAUUUACUUAUAUUGUAUGGCUAUUUGAAAAAGGUUUGUAUGGUUAGUUUCCAGCACAGACAGUACUGCACCAGUCCUUGAAAAUUUAAAAUGUUAGAGGAAAGACAAACUGAGUGGGUGUUGAGACCACAUCAGUGAUAUAGGACUUUACGGUGUGUCGUGUCAGGGAUAGGUGAGCUAAUAAUUCAAUAUAGAACGUUGUAUAGAAAAGUAACAAUUUAUUAUAAAUAUAUAAAAAUAAAACACAAUGAAUAAAAUCACUUGUUGCCCUGUUACAGAAGAGAUGCUAAUAGUGAUUAGAUGAACUUGAUGCUAGUCGCCGACAUGUUUCGCAAGAAAAUGCGUCUUCUGGGCGCCGUAUUCAUCUAAAUUACAUCCUCAUCUAUUAAUAUGUAAGAAAAACUAAUUAGUUACAUAUAUUUUCCGGGCAUAGAACAUAAAAAGUUACAUAAUUUAUACUUAUAUUAAUACAUCAUAAAUGUAUAGAUAAAUGCUCACCAGCGACUGUAGACUAGCAGACUUUGUCAGCAAGAACACAUGAGGCCUAAAUUAGGGGAGAUGGAAAAAACCAUAGGGCAGAGGCUCGCCCGAGCGGCAACUAAGGCCCCCUGCGGGAGUCAGACCUGCAGAGUUUAGAGUGAAGCUGUUUCCCCUGGUGGUAUUCAGAUAGCGAUAGGUGGUAUAGUGAAAUCUAUAAUAAUAAUGAUGAGAGAUGGUAAGAAUUGUAUAUGCAUAUAUAUAAAUGCUAAUAUAUAUAUAUAUAUAUAUAUAUAUAUAAUAUAUAUUAUAGGCUUGCUGGUGUUAAUCAGCAAAGUACCUAGAGAGGAUAUCCAAUAAAUGUACAAUUAUUUUCUCAUUGUCGACUUACAACUAGGG
Rana temporaria (common frog) is the source of this 2555-nucleotide messenger RNA. It is a transcript of the gene ZDHHC24, whose product is annotated as zinc finger DHHC-type containing 24. Gene Ontology annotation, cellular component: Golgi apparatus; endoplasmic reticulum. Bases 113 to 946 code for a protein of 277 amino acids. NCBI's taxonomy places the organism in Eukaryota, Metazoa, Chordata, Amphibia, Anura, Ranidae. The record is from RefSeq and is a predicted model, not a curated record. The transcript has 5 exons. Gene Ontology annotation, biological process: peptidyl-L-cysteine S-palmitoylation; protein targeting to membrane. Gene Ontology annotation, molecular function: protein-cysteine S-palmitoyltransferase activity.